Oncorhynchus keta (chum salmon) is the source of this 5583-nucleotide messenger RNA. RefSeq names its product ephrin-A5b-like. The transcript is spliced from 7 exons. The coding region runs from base 999 to 1676 and encodes 225 amino acids. The record is from RefSeq and is a predicted model, not a curated record. Gene Ontology annotation, molecular function: ephrin receptor binding. Gene Ontology annotation, biological process: axon guidance; regulation of cell-cell adhesion; ephrin receptor signaling pathway. Lineage: Eukaryota; Metazoa; Chordata; Actinopteri; Salmoniformes; Salmonidae. Gene Ontology annotation, cellular component: external side of plasma membrane; plasma membrane.
CCUGAAACCGUACCCGCGAACGCACAGUGGGGAAGCAUGCAUGCAUGGCCGAGCCGGCGCUGCGCUGACUUGGUUUUCUUCAGGCCGAACUAUACGACUUUCCACCGAGCCUGCUUACAUUUGCCUCGUUUCAUGCGACACAUCGAAGUAUCUCCGUCCAUGCUGAGGUUUUUAUAAACUCGUUUUAUGCCACGGCACAUUUGAAUGACUCCGGUCCGAGUAAGGAAAGAGCUGAUCCUAGUUAUCCAGCCGUGACAAUCCAGCGACAACGCCGAAGACACGGACACAGAUCCGAGGGAGGACGUCAAGGAAGACAAGGAACUGUCUGUAGCGCACAGGUUCUUUGGAGUUACUUAUUAUUCCAAAGUUCUAGAACAAUUGAACAGAUUUAUGCAUGGACUACCCUGUUAUUAUUACCUUUAAUAUCAGCAAUUAUAUAGCCGCGUAACCUAUAGUUGCAGAAACUAUUAGUGCGCAAAUAAGAGUUGUUCGGAGGAGAUCAUUAUUCCUCAUUGUGUUUAAAAGGCUAUUCAUGGUAGACCUACUGAAGGAUACCUUUUUUAAGGCUCUAAAUUCAUGUGUUUAAUAUUUGUGGCAUUCCACAUCUGCGUUUGAAGAGGAUGCGCUUGUUGCUAUGAAUACAUUAUACGAGCAUUGACUGAAAUAAUAUUUAUUUCAAACGGACCCUCAACUAAUAUUGCAGCAAUUUUUUUUAACCGAUUGCAAUUAUUUUGUAUUCCACAAAAAACUGAUUGUGCUUUUCUAAAACUGAAUGCAAAUACUGAACUUUUUCCAAAUGCCAAUUCAAGCUUCAGCACAAUAACUUCCUCGCGAAGUAAUCCAAUCAGUUCGUUAUAACCAGAGAGGAAUCAACUGAGAUAUAAGGCAAUUAUAAUUUAAAAGCCUUCAGAUGGGAAUAUCAUUUCAUUCUGUCUGUUCAUUCGAAUAAUUCUAUCGCGCGAGACGCUGCAUCGAGAGGGACUUUGGCGCAGGUGGAGAUGAUCCUGUUCGUUUCCCUGGUGUUAUGGAUGUGUGCAUAUGGCCAAGAGCCGGCGUCCAAGGUGGUGUCCGACCGCUAUGCCGUCUACUGGAACCGGACCAACCCCAGGUUCUACCGGGGUGACUACCACAUCGACGUGUGUAUAAAUGACUACCUGGACGUCUUCUGUCCCCACUACCUGGACUAUGUCCCUGAAGAGCGGAUGGAGCGCUAUGUCCUCUACAUGGUCAACUACGACGGCUACAGCUCCUGUGACCACACCGCCAAGGGCUUCAAACGCUGGGAGUGUAACAGGCCCCACUCCCCCAACGGACCCCUGAAGUUCUCCGAGAAGUUCCAGCUCUUCACCCCCUUCUCUCUGGGCUUCGAGUUCCGCUCCGGCAGAGAGUACUACUACAUCUCUUCCACCGUUGCUGACAAUGGAAGGAGAAGUUGCCUUCGACUGAAGGUGUUCGUCAGACCAGCAACAGACAAUUGUGUGAAAACUGUCAGUGUUCACGAUCGGGUCUUUGACGUCAAUGAGAGGGUGGACAAUUCCCUAGAACCAAGAGAUGAUACCAGUCACGAAUCAGCCGAGCCGUCCCGAGGUGACGUCAACUCGGUGGGCCGUGUUCAGACCACUGGCCUGCUGGUCACCUCUGCCCUGGUUCUCUGUGCAGCCAUCUUGUCUUUAUAGCGCCCAGCCUGAGGGUUUUAGACAGGGCGGACCUGACUGGACCAUACAACCCCCAAGGUGCACUUUUUAAAAGGCAGUCUGAGUGCCGGGGAGAGGUGGACUUCUAAGGGGGAAGACCUUUUUAUAAACUUUGCUUUGGGGAGUUAAGAUGCCAAAAGCCUUUUUGACUCUCAUUUUGUCAUUUUACUUUCCUGUAGAUGUUAAUAUUUGAAGGUCAUAGUAUCCCAGUGAAUUUGCUGUCACCAUCAUUUCUCUCUCUCUCUCUCUCUCUCUCUCUCUCUCUCUCACGUCUCACACACACACACACACACACACACACACACACACACACACACACACACACACACACACACACACACACACACACACACACACACACUCACACACACAAUCACUCUCUCUUCUGUGGUCCCACCAUAUCUUUUGCAAGAUGAAACAACAGAACAAGAACUACUAAAAAUAACUUUUUUUCAAGCCCCCAAAUGACUUUGAUUGAGAAUAUGAUGAAGUCUUACAGCGAAUAACUAUGAUCAUUUGAAGAUGGCUUGUGACUGAUCAGAUCAGCCAAUGGCAAUGAAGCAAAGGAAUACUGGCCAAUCAAAUGUGGCCAAGACAUACUGGCCAAUCAAAUGAGGACAAGGCACGCUGGUCAAUCAAUGGUGAAUCAAGGAUCCAGAGCCAUGGUUGUUGCUUGGAGAAGUCCUGUUGCCAAGGGGAGGGGGCUCUGUUAUUUUCUUGCCUUUGAAGAGUCCAUUAGAAGUUCAUGAGAUGGGGGUUGGAUUUGAUGGUUCAGAGACUGGGAGUGAACGAUCUUAGCUGAACCGGAAAAAAAGAAGCACUCAUGUUUAGCAAUUUGUGUCCUUUUAGGGGAAUUAGUGAUCAAUUCAUGUAUUUUUUAAAUGAAUCACAUAAUUCAAAUUUAGCAAGCAACACGGGUGUAUAUUUGCGAGGAGCCUGGGAGUUGAUAUGGUAUUUUGUCAGGCAAAUGUAUUUUCCUAUUUAUUGUUGAGUCCUUGUGCUCUUUCCCUUUUCUGAUUGUUCUGGUUCAGUCACUGUAACUAGUGCAGAGACAAGCCCAAAACAUCCCACCACUUAAAAGCACCAGUCUCUCUUUUUAUUUUGGAAAGGUGUAGUUAUAUUUCAUACACAUGUAAUAUCUGGGCUUGGACACAAAAUGGAAUUGGAUUGUUUUUAUCUAACAGAGUUCAGGGAAGAGGACAUAUUUGGAUGUUGUAUCAGGGUGUAAGAAUGUGUGUUAUAACUGUUUCUUCCCUGUAACAGUAAUCACAAACUGUAUGUGUCCUAACAAGUCAGCCCAUAUUACCAUCCACUACUUCUUUUCAACAUUGUCAUAACCUCUACAAAACUACAAUUAUGUACUGUACAUAAACAAAAAGUUCAGGGAUGACUCUAUAACUAGUACGAUUAGUUUCAAUUAUGUUCUUAGUAAUAUUCUUGAGUUUUUCCCCAAGCAAACAACAAAAACCUUCAUUGAUAUUGAUAGGUUAGCGACCAUUCAGUGAUGAUCAACCCACACGUUCCAACAGGUCCAACGUUUCUCCAAAAGUUGAAGGUAGGUUGUGGCAACGUUGGUUUCAUCUGUAGCAGCUGCAGCUCUAGUGUGAUUUAGCCGUGUCUUUGAUGUCGUGAGGAGCGGUGUCCAAGCAGACCACAUGCUGGGGGGCCAUGCGCUAGUUAUUUCUGGAAUGAGAAAAAUCGACCACCAGGAGGGAGAACGAGAGAUGAGAGAGAGUGAGGAAGAGAGGUGUCCUGUUCAGCCUCUGGAUAGGUUCACUAGCAGGGAGAGAGAGGUGUCCUGUUCAGCCUCUGGAUAGGUUCACUAGCAGGGAGAGAGAGGUGUCCUGUUCAGCCUCUGGAUAGGUUCACUAGCAGGGAGAGAGAGGUGUCCUGUUCAGCCUCUGGAUAGGUUCACUAGCAGGGAGAGAGAGGUGUCCUGUUCAGCCUCUGGAUAGGUUCACUAGCAGGGAGAGAGAGGUGUCCUGUUCAGCCUCUGGAUAGGUUCACUAGCAGGGAGAGAGAGGUGUCCUGUUCAGCCUCUGGAUAGGUUCACUAGCAGGGAGAGAGAGGUGUCCUGUUCAGCCUCUGGAUAGGUUCACUAGCAGGGAGAGAGAGGUGUCCUGUUCAGCCUCUGGAUAGGUUCACUAGCAGGGAGAGAGAGGUGUCCUGUUCAGCCUCUGGAUAGGUUCACUAGCAGGGAGAGAGAGGUGUCCUGUUCAGCCUCUGGAUAGGUUCACUAGCAGGGAGAGAGAGGUGUCCUGUUCAGCCUCUGGAUAGGUUCACUAGCAGGGAGAGAGAGGUGUCCUGUUCAGCCUCUGGAUAGGUUCACUAGCAGGGAGAGAGAGGUGUCCUGUUCAGCCUCUGGAUAGGUUCACUAGCAGGGAGAGAGAGGUGUCCUGUUCAGCCUCUGGAUAGGUUCACUAGCAGGGAGAGAGAGGUGUCCUGUUCAGCCUCUGGAUAGGUUCACUAGCAGGGAGAGAGAGGUGUCCUGUUCAGCCCAGAGGUAAUUUUUACCACCAGAGGACUGGAAUGAGUAAUGAGGAGAGAGAAAAGGCCAGCUGAGAUCAAUAGUGGGCUUCUCAAACACAGGAACACGGUAAAUAUUUCCCUCCACUGUCUGAUACACAGUCUAUUUAGUGUACUGACACCAACUCACAUCCUUUGUAAAGGGGAUGGACUAUCACUGAGAAAUACAUUAGCCUCUGCCUCUGUUGGCUGCAAGUGUGGGAUUCAGUUUGAACAAGUCUUUAAAUAAGAAAAGCUGAAAUUCAUUGUGACUGACAUCAUUCACUUCAGCCAGUCAAUGUUGGGAAACACGGAUCAGCUUGUCUCAUGGAUACUGUGUAUCCAGCUGUAGUCUCAUAUAACGUAGUGUUAGAGCAGUGGAUCUCACACCGCUUAGAAGGACAACGCAGUUAACAAAGACACAUUGUUAAUGCUGUUAGUGAGAGAAUCAAGUCAAUGUUGGAUAUGAAAAACUGUUGAUUACAUUUGUUUAAUAUCUUUUAGUAGGAGAAACAUGAUCAAUGUUACAGUCCAUAUCUUUUGUGUAAGGUUUUCACAUAUCAAUGUUAUAGUGUGUGUGUGGAGGUUGAAGUGCCCAAGUUAAGGGCUCUACUAUUGGAAGUGCACUAUAUCCAUCCAUGCUCAUCCAAGAACCAUACUGCACUCCCAUCGCCCUCCUCUUUUGACCAGAGCUUAGUAGUAUUUGCAUCUGAAAUGUGGUUUAGGCGCCUAAUGUUUUGAGUCCCUGUACAUGCUUAGUUUGUCUGUGGUCCCUCUUAAUCUUCACUACAAUGGUUUCAGAGGAAGCUUCAGUAGUCAGCAGCACCAUGUUGUUAUCUGAAUUCAGGAGAUUUUGUAAAGCUUGUCAAGUGUUGGUUUUCUGUCCAUAUCACAAUGUCAUGAAUCAGUUAACUUGUGUAAUUUUCCAUUCAAAAGUUGAUGUACAGUAUGAGAUGCAGUUGUGUUACAGGGUGAAUUGAGUCUUUUAGGAGGAGCUUUUCACCUGGCACCUGCUACUGUAGCCAUGUAGCCUGAACCUGACACCACUGUGCCCUCCUAUGUCCUCUGUCCCUGUCCUCUGUCCCUGUCCUCUGUCCCUGUUGUCUGUCCCUGUCCUCUGUCCCUGUCCUCUGUCCCUGUUGUCUGUCCCUGUUCUCUGUCCCUGUCCCCAGUGACUGUCUGUUAUCCCAGCCCUAUCGUCCUCACCUCCCCAGACUGUUGUAACUCCUCCCUCUCUCCCCGGUCCAACUCUCUUCACCAGAAUGUUCUGCAAAUGUACUGUAUUUCAUACGAAGGCCAUUAUUUGUAAAUACACAAUUGUGUUGGAGCAGCUAUGACUAACUACAAAAAAAGAUUUAAUAAAAGUUAUUUGUCAUUGUUGUAA